AUGGAGUCUCCUGCCGCCUUUCCCGACUCUCCGAUGGAACAGGAUGAUGUCCCGGUUCCUUGCAAGGGGUGUGGAGAGAUCCUGGAAGAGGGCAAGGCAUUCGAACUAGCGGGAAAUCGAUGGCAUAUCGAAUGUUUUUGCUGCAGUACGUGCGGCACGCUCCUCGACUCGGACGCCCAUCUGUUGCUUCUCGGCGAUGGGUCGUUGAUCUGUAGCAAUUGUACCUAUAGUUGCAGCUCAUGCGGCAACAAGAUCGAGGACCUGGCAAUUUUGACCGGAGAACAAGCUUUCUGCUCCCAGUGCUUUCGAUGCCGCAACUGCAAAAAGAAAAUCGAGAACCUGCGCUAUGCGCGGACCUCUCAGGGUAUUUUCUGCAUGGACUGCCACGAGUCGCUGAUGCAGCGCCGUCGAAAAAGAAACCGAGCAGCCCCCCCUACCAAGAAGCAGGCCCCCAAUGUGAAACUGGACAAGUCGCUCCCUUCGUUACCCCCGGAGGAGGCCGAGUCGCUGUCACAUUCCACGGAUGAUCCCCUGGUCGACGCCUAUGCGGGCGCGACCACCGAAGUGGCAUCGCGGAGGGCGGGGUCUGCGCCGGACGCGGGAAGGACUCGCCCCCUGUCUACCAUUCGCGAUAAUAAUCAAGAAAACCUAAUUCUUCCCUCAAGCACCUACCGCAGUAACCGUCAUUCCGUGGUCCCUCGAGAGGCUGAAGCAGAUAGCGCGGGAGAAUUCCUUAUACCGGUUGCCUUUGAUCCAUCGGAAGAACAGCGUUCCCACGCACCGUCCCCCCAAGAUCACACCGGCAAGUCUCCGAGGGAGGGAUAUGAACCGACGAUUUCGGAAGGUUCGUCCCCUCACAUCGCGUAUCAGGAGAAGGGCCGCGAGCACCCCGAUGCGGACGCUGCUCGCUGGCCCCAGGAAACUGCUGCGGGUGCAAAUGGUUCUGCUCGAAGCUCUCGAUCUGACUUGCCCUCAGGCUCCAAGGAGACAAGCUCUUUUUCCACCCCAAGCCCCGGGAGCAUCAAGUCAUCGACCACCCUCCAGCGGGACGGCUUGACGGCGGAGAGCGCAACGACCCUCCCGAGCCGGCCAUCGCAUGAACUUCAUCGACUACACGACCACGGAGGAUCACUGGACUCGGCACGGUCUUUCCUUUCCUCCAACAGUAUUCAGAACCUGCCAAAACGAGGAGAUUCUUUGCAUCAGUUCCACCGAAAGGAUGUGGGAGUGUCACCCCGUCCCCGGGCGGCUAGCCCGACAGAGCAGUGGCAUGAACGGAGCAGGAGCAAACCGGGAGUGGGCGAGUCUCGCACUCCGCGCAACGAGCCCAAUCAUGAACAGCCCAGACCGACCCGCCCGAAUUCCAUCAACACCAUCCAUCAAGUGGACCGCGCGGGAUCACCGUCAUUACUACGCUAUGGUGGCGAUGGUAAUCUCUCCAUGGACGACGAUGUGGCACGGAUGGUCGGUACCGACGACUCCAACUCAGCCCAGACCAACGAAUCGUUCUUGCGUCGGGUGUCCAAUUCGGUGCGCCAUGGCCGAAGCUUCAGCGACAAAGGUUCGCGCCUGGCUCGCGAUGCCAAGUGGCCCAAGUCACCAGUGAAUGGGACCACGUUCCAGGAAGCUCACAGCCCCUCUGCAGAAUCGCCCGAGUACGGCAGCUCCGAGGAAGUGGCGUGGUUGCGCAGUGAGUUACGCAAGGAGCGCCAGCGUGUCCUCGAACGCGAGCAAAAAAUUGUGGAAAUGGAGGCGAUGUUGAAUGCGACCGCCGAUGUCAAGCAGGUCAACACAGAACUAAAUGAGAAGCGAUCCACCAUGGUUGUGCUGGAUGCUCAAAAGGAGAUCGUCAUGCGAGAACUCUCCGUCCUGACGGAUCACCUGGAGGCCGAAAGGCGUGGUGCCAGCGGUCCUCUAGAUCUAGGAAAGUUGACCAAUCACGUACUGCGGGAGUUUGUCGAGUCGAUCCAGAAGUUGAAGGAUACAUUCACACCGCAGAUCGAGGAGCUGGUCCAAAAGCGCAAUGAUGCGGCCGAGGAGCUUGCCCACUUAAAUCGGAUGAAAGACAAGAGUUUCCAGGAGUUUGAACAGCUGUCCUCGAAGAAUGCCCAGCUGGCCGAGCUGAACAACCAGUUGGUACAUCAGAUUCAGGAGCUGUACAAAGCGAGCUCUACGGACGGCAACCGGGGUGCAAAUGGUCUCGGCAUCUAUUCUCACGGAAAGGAGAGGUCGUUGUCUUCCAUCGAUGCAUUGAAGGCUGCCAAUAAUGAUCUGGUUCCGUCGGUGUCGACUGCCAACGUAUCAGAAGAGGCCGAACCCGCAACGAUCGUUCCCGGUCCCCAGGUUGUCAGUAUUCGCAAGGGUCAGCCUCGCAAAUUCAACUGGAAGAAGGGUGGUCAGAAUGUGGCCAAGGGAGUGACUAAGGGUCUCAAAGGGGCCUUUAUGUCUAGCGAAAAUGCAACCCAAGCCGAGGGUGGACCCGGUCUGCCACGCUCUCAAACCCAGGACCCUAGUCGCCAAGGAUUUGGGUUCUUUGGAAAUCAACGCAACAAGCAGACAGGCACUAGGAUGCCCCAGACGGACAGUUUUCCAGUUCUGGCUGAAACCACUCCGGGUGGACUGUUCGGUACCGACUUGGAACAGCGCAUGGAGCAUGAGAAGAGUAUCAUCCCUGCCAUCAUCACCCGCUGUAUCCAAGAGGUUGAAUUACGAGGCAUGGACAUGGAAGGUAUCUAUCGUAAAUCCGGUGCUAGUUCGGCGAUUCAGACUAUUCGUGAAGGCUUCGAACGAUCUCCUCAGGAUUAUGAUAUUUCGGAUCCAGACCUCGAUAUUCAUGCCGUGACGUCGGCGCUGAAGCAGUACUUCCGGAAACUGCCCAUGCCCCUCAUCACAUACGACGUCUAUGAGAAGGUGAUCGACUCGGGCGAGAUCACCUCGCAUGCGGCCCGGAUCGAGAACCUGCAGAAGAGCCUUCGGGAGCUACCGCGUGUCCAUCAAGACGUACUGGAGUUCCUAAUAUUCCACUUAAAACGGGUCGUGGAGCGUGAAAAGGAGAACCUGAUGACCAGCCAGAACGUCGCUGUCGUGUUUGCCCCGACCAUCAUGAGACCCCAGAGUCUGGCUCGUGAGAUGACAGAUGUACAGAAAAAGAACGAGGUCCUAAAAUUUUUGGUGGAAAACUGUCAAGAGGUGUUUAUGGGGAUGCAGGGCUAG
Molecule: messenger RNA, 3213 nt
Organism: Aspergillus tanneri
Lineage: Eukaryota; Fungi; Ascomycota; Eurotiomycetes; Eurotiales; Aspergillaceae
Product: putative Rho GTPase activator Rga
Exons: 6
Coding region: 1-3213 (1070 amino acids)
Biological process (GO): signal transduction; regulation of GTPase activity
Cellular component (GO): cytoplasm
Source: RefSeq, a predicted model, not a curated record